Molecule: messenger RNA, 402 nt
Organism: Prunus armeniaca (apricot)
Lineage: Eukaryota; Viridiplantae; Streptophyta; Magnoliopsida; Rosales; Rosaceae
Source: the annotation of a GenBank genome assembly
AUGGCUGCUGUGGCUAUGGCCGCGGCCCAGAACCAGGAAAAUCCCCUGGGCGAAGACGCCCACUUCAUCUGCCAUGAUGCCCAGACCAUCGGAGUGGCGGACGGCGUCGGCGGCUGGGCCAGGAAAGGCGUCGACGCCGGCGAGUACGCUAGGGGACUCAUGGACCACGCCAAGAAAACAGCCACGGACAUAACCAGAUCCUCCACCGCCGCCGUCGAUCCAAGAAAGGUGUUGAAUGAAGCCUACGCGAACAAUGCUGGAGUACAAGGGUCGUCGACGGCUUGCAUCCUCAGCCUCGACAAGGAGCGUGGGACCCGAAGAAGGCUCUGUAAUUUGAAUGCACAAGAGAAAAUUACACUUGAAUGUGUGUACAUGCAUGAGCUUUUGUGGAUGAAGGCAUGA